Molecule: messenger RNA, 1437 nt
Organism: Klebsormidium nitens
Lineage: Eukaryota; Viridiplantae; Streptophyta; Klebsormidiophyceae; Klebsormidiales; Klebsormidiaceae
Source: the annotation of a GenBank genome assembly
AUGGCGGCGCCUCUGCCGCACAACAUCUUGCAGACACUUCCCACACUGAUGAAUAUGAGAGGGAAGGGUUUCCCGAUAUUUGUGGAUGAGAGGACUGAUCCGAACAGGACGACUCCUGAUAAGAGGCCCAUCGUCACCUACUUCGUCGGCGCAGACAUUAAGAAUCUCCAGGGAGAGGACGUCCUGUAUCCCUGGGAGGAGAACACCGAGGGGAGAGAGGUCGAGACGGCCUACCUUUGCAAGAGAGCCAUGAGGCGCCUCUAUGAUUACAAGGGCUGGAAUUAUUACGAGGAGGGUGAGAACCUGGACCCCCAUCACGAUCCGAUGGGGGAGCCGGACGUGCCUGGCUUGGGAGAGUUGAUCUUCAAGUCCAAGGAGGGCAAGAAGAGGAAGUCCCGUCCGAAGAAACCAAGAGGGUCUCCAAGGAAACCCAGAGGGACCCCUAAGAAAGCCAGACCUUCGCCUCGGCCCUCUUCGGAAUCAGAGGAGGAGGGGAGUGCGGAUGAAAGGGGUGAGGCCAAUGCGAGCUCUGGGAGUGCUGAGGAAGCAGUAGAGCCUCCGAGCUUGACUCAGCUGUUGGGUUUGUCUGUCGAACAGCAACCGAUCGGCAACCCAGAGGGGGAUACAAAUCAGCCCAUGGACACCGCGCCUCAGACUUCAACCCUUGACCAAGCACCAGAUACGACUGCAGGUCCGGAGAUAAGCAUGACGUCCACGGAGAUCCGUCAAAAGUUUGAUGAGGAUUUGUCGGGUGUGGAUCCCCUCUUCCAGUCCGAAGUGCAUUGGUCAGGGCUCUCCGAGGGUUUCACGGAUAUGCUGAUGGGGUCUCCAGGGCUCCCCGUCCAGUCCCAGGAAUCAAUCCCUGAGCCAGCAGUAUUCCCUAGCUCAGUUCAGCCCGAGUCCGGCCCAGUUCAGCUGGAGAGCCCUCGGUCCUCUGAGCCAGCGGUGUUCCCUAGCUCAGCUCAACCCGAGUCCGGCCCAGUUCAGCUGGAGAGCCCUUGGUCCCCUGAGGUAUUCCCUAGCUCAGCUCAGCCCUCCCUCGGCUGUUCAGAGCUCCAUGGCUCAUCUUGGGGAGCGAGCCAGGAGUUACCAUCCCCCGGGGAGCUCGCUAGGGAACCGAGCCAGGAGUCACUGUUCACCUGGGGACCGGCCGAUUCAGCUCAGCCUCUGCCUGAUCUGCCCGAGCACCAGAUGUCCCCCGAGUUGUUCCCGGAUAACGACAACACUUCGAUGUCUGAGUUCCUGCGAAGGUUGGGUGUGGAGCCAGGACCCGAGGCCGAAAGUCCCCAACCGUCGUUCUACGCGCUCCUCGGCCUGGAGAGCGCACUCCUGCACCUGACCCUAGACGCAGAGAGCAAACCUAUGAGGAAGCGGGCCGUGAAAGGAAACGUUACUCCGAGGGAGUUGCAGUUCAGCCGAGUUACAGAGGCUCCGUGA